Auanema sp. JU1783 is the source of this 1494-nucleotide messenger RNA. Lineage: Eukaryota; Metazoa; Nematoda; Chromadorea; Rhabditida; Rhabditidae. The record is from the annotation of a GenBank genome assembly.
AUGUCCAGAAAUGGCUUAUGGCAUUCACGUCUUAAGCUAACACUAUGUUCUCUAUCAUUACUAACGUGCACAUUCUUACUGGACAAACGAUUACGUGAAAUAGAAAGUGAUUUUGAUGUCAAAAAACCACAGAAGAGUGACUUCCUAGAGGAUGUAGACUAUGCCCUCGAUUCUUUGGAUUAUAUGCAAAAGCUAAAGGAGUUCAAAGCUCACGUGCGACCAGUUGUUGAACAGUCCCAAACAGUUGAAGAACAUUAUUGGUCUUGUUACUUGAAACAACCAGAGAGUGUAGUACAUUCAUCUUGGUUAGAACAAAAUGAUUUUCACUUAUUCUCGGCUUAUUACGACAGACGAUACAGCUCACUCUUUCAAGAAAGCCAUGUCAUUCAGGUCCUUGGUAUGCAUUUUCGACGAUUAUCUAAUGAAACUGAUGUUUAUUGUAAUAUUUUCACUCAAGAUGGCUCAUCCGCAUCGGUCAAAGGGUAUUACAGGGAAAUAUGGCAACGAGGAUGGGAUCCACGAGAUCACUUCUACAUUCCGUAUCUUCUGAGUUGCCCUGUGCCAGAACGAAUGAAAGACUUACAACAAACGUAUUCCAUUGCAUUAAGCAAAACACCGUGCAAGGCCACCCCUACAGCUUUUGCUGUUAACAAACAGCAAGUUAUACAAGAAAAUGAUAAAGAUGAUGUUGUGGUAUGUGUCAAAGGGAUGGACUUUCAAGAAGAUAUUUCCUCAAGUUUAGUUGAAUGGUUUGAAUCACAAUUUCUGUUUGGUGCUAACAAGAUUCAACUCUAUACAUACACAGUUUCUCCGAAAACAUCUAAAGUCUUGGAAUACUACAAGAAGAAGAAAAACGUGUCUGUGAUCCCUCUGACUCUCCCUGGAAAUUCACCUAACAUCCCUUUUGUCAGAAACUCAUAUAUAUGGAGAAACCGUCAACAGAAGAGACGUCACGAACUAAUUCCUUAUAAUGACUGUUUAUAUAGACAUAUUCACAGUCACAAAUAUAUUCUGAUAAUCGAUACGGAUGAGAUAGUUGUGCCAUUGAAACAUGGCAAUUACAAGAAUAUGUUAGAUUAUCUAGAACGACGGAAUGAAACCAUUUUGCUCAGUUCCCUAUCUGUUCGAAACAUCUUCAAGUUUCCUACCAAUCAAACAGAUUCACGGUAUGAACCAUACAUAUUGAGAAACAACAUGAGGUCACGUAAACCAAGUGCACCAGGGGAAUACGGCAAAAGCUUUACGAGAACUUCGAACGUUGCAACAGUUUUCAAUCAUUUUGGAUUACAUCGACAAUCACCAGACAUUGUUAGAACAAUCCACAUUCCAAUUGAUGUAGCUGUUAAGCUACAUUACAAAUCGAAAUGCCCAAUCGAAUCACAAAACGAGUGCGGAAGUCUGUUGAAUGAUACGAUUGCUGAUGAUAGCUUAGAACCUUAUGCUCAAAAACUCAACAAACGAAUUCAAGAUGUCAUGACUUCAAUUCACCUUUAA